UUUAAUAAACAUUACAAUUCAACAAUAUUGUAAAAAAGUGACAUAUUUGUAAAGUUUUGCUACAAGUGUUGUUUAAUAAAACCUACAAAUAUGUAAGAAACCUACAAUUAAAAAACGUACAAUUGUAACCAUUGUAAAAGCCGUUUAAUAAACAUUUAAAUAUGUAAAAAACGCCUGUAGUUUACAAUGACAAUAUUGUAGUCACAAAUUUGUAAUGGUAACUUACAAUUUACAUAAAAUGUAGAUUUUCUACAAGUUUUCAAUAAAAGAGGGUAGACAUGAUGAUGAAAAGAGGGUAGAAAUCUUAUUAUAUUAAAUUGGUUUACCGUUUGACUGUUCAUCAUCAAGUAUGGAAAUUAACAACAAAAUUACAAUUCUAUCUCUCAUUUACGAAAAUAAGGAUACUUUAUUCGGUCGGUUUAGUGAAAAAUUAACGCACGAAAUUAAAAUAAAGAAGUGGAAGGAGAUUGCCGAACAACUAAACUCUUUGAGUAUCUAUAACAAAGACUGGAAGUACCUACGUGACACAACGUGGCAAAACUUUAGAAAAAGGACUAUCGAAAAGAGGGAUAAUCGUCAACAGACGGGGUCGGCGGGAGGAAAAAAAUGCAGAUAUGACGAUGUUGACGAACUAGUCCUAAAAAUAAUCGGCAAGGAGUCUCCUGUCUUAGAAGGUCUCUGUGUGCCGGAAUCAUCGGGUUCAGAUCAAGCACAAAUUCACGAACCAGCUGCCGCCGCCAUAAAUAGUACCAUCAACGCACCAGAACCGGAUAAAGUUGUGUGUGAGUCACCGGUGCAAAAUACUCCUACUCAAUUCACUCGUCCUCCUAUUAGGAAAAGAUACAAUAGUGUGACUAUAAAUGAAACAAACGAGAGUCAAGCUUAUAUCGAACUUAAAACGAAAAAAAUGGAAUUGGAACUGAGAUUGACCAACGAAAAACUUGAAAUUGCAAAGCGUGAACGAUAUAAGUUAGAUUUGGAGUUACUAAAACUGGAAAGGGAGUUGAAUAUACAGCAACCAUCUCCUUUCACGUUACCAUUUUAUCUACAAAAUGUUGUCGUUGAGUCUACUUCUCCGAUUGUUAUCAGCAGCGCCACAGAGACAGAUCAAGCAAAAGGAGCAGAUAUUUUGUCGGUAGCGAUAAAUAACAGCUUCCUUUAGUUUGUAUAGUAUUUUUUUAUUAUUACAUCAUUUUUAAAAACAUGUAAAAGUGUAUUAUUCAAACAAUAAUAUUAAAGACCGCAAAACUUGAAUAGCCUCCUGUUCCAAAACUUCUUCUUCGCCACUAUUAUUAGCGAC
Leguminivora glycinivorella is the source of this 1300-nucleotide messenger RNA. RefSeq lists its product as uncharacterized. The record is from RefSeq and is a predicted model, not a curated record. Bases 350 to 1162 code for a protein of 270 amino acids. NCBI's taxonomy places the organism in Eukaryota, Metazoa, Arthropoda, Insecta, Lepidoptera, Tortricidae. The transcript has 2 exons.